UCCCUUCCUUUCUUUAUUUCCUCACUGAUCAGGACUGCACGCAAAGAGCAGAGAGAGAGAGAGAGUAUCAAAACUAGCAAAAAAUGAUGCUAAAAAAAGCUGUCAUCCUUCUUUCUUUGAUCUGCAUUUCGAUUGCUGGUGUUUCUGGUCAAGCACCAGCAACGUCACCAACAGCAACACCAGCACCACCCACACCAACUUCUUCUCCACCGCCAGCAACCACUCCUCCACCAGUUUCAGCCCCACCUCCUGUUACCCAAUCUCCACCUCCAGCUACCCCUCCUCCAGUUUCAGCCCCACCACCUGCCACCCCUCCUCCCGCAACCCCACCACCAGCAACUCCUCCUCCCGCCACCCCACCACCAGCAACCCCACCACCUGCUACUCCUCCACCAGCAACCCCUCCUCCCGCUGUUCCUCCACCAGCUCCAUUGGCAGCUCCACCAGCUCUUGUUCCAGCUCCAGCUCCCAGCAAGCCUAAGUUGAAGUCUCCAGCUCCAUCUCCCCUGGCAUUGAGUCCUCCAUCUCCACCAACUGGCGCUCCUGCUCCAAGUUUGGGUGCUUCCUCUCCUGGACCCGCUGGAACCGAUAUGAGUGGAGUAGAGAAGAUGGGGUCCGUGCAGAAGAUGGUCCUGAGCCUGGUCUUUGGAUCAGCAUUCUGGUUGCUAACUUAGACAUAUCAUCUUUGUGUCUCAGUUUUUAAUUUUAUUUUUAUUUUUUUUUAAUUUCUGCUGUUGUCUACAUAUAUUACUGGCUGCCAUUUUAGCCCCUGCGCGGUGAUGAGAUCUUUUAUUACCAGUACUUGAGCCAUAUAUUAUACAUUCGGUUGGAUUCUUUGGGGAGAUUUUUGAGGGAAGCUUUUGUAUUCGAGGGGAGUUGUUUUGUAUUUGAGAUUGUUGAUAGUUUCCUCUUUCUCUCUUUUA
Molecule: messenger RNA, 923 nt
Organism: Populus trichocarpa (black cottonwood)
Lineage: Eukaryota; Viridiplantae; Streptophyta; Magnoliopsida; Malpighiales; Salicaceae
Product: classical arabinogalactan protein 9
Exons: 2
Coding region: 84-674 (196 amino acids)
Cellular component (GO): plasma membrane
Source: RefSeq, a predicted model, not a curated record